Molecule: messenger RNA, 5089 nt
Organism: Athene cunicularia (burrowing owl)
Lineage: Eukaryota; Metazoa; Chordata; Aves; Strigiformes; Strigidae
Product: histamine H3 receptor-like
Exons: 5
Coding region: 3576-4826 (416 amino acids)
Biological process (GO): adenylate cyclase-activating adrenergic receptor signaling pathway
Cellular component (GO): membrane
Molecular function (GO): histamine receptor activity
Source: RefSeq, a predicted model, not a curated record
UUGACGUAGCGCUGAGGGAUAUGGUGUAGUUGGGAACUGUCAGGUUAAUGGUUGGACUGGAUGAUCUUCAAGGUCUUUUCCAACCUAGAUUCUGUGAUACAGUACCUUGAACACCCUGACCCAGAUCUCUGGAAGGUGACAAUAUCUUCAUUCUUCUAUUCCUGACAUCUCCAGAAUAACAAUACUGAAAACUGUUUCAAUUGUGUAUCUUUUUCUGUAAGAAAAACCUCCUAACAGUACAAAAGCCACAGCUUUCUUAGCCUCCUUUUUUUUGAAUGGCUCCUGAUCUUUAACCUUAUGAAAGCUGAACUUUACUCAUAUGGUAGUCAAUAACUUUGAAGUCAAUAGCUUUACUCGUGAGUAAUUCUCAAUACAUGCUCAAGUGCUUAUAUGCUCAAGGUCUAAAUUAAGACAAAGUACUUUGGCACUGAACAUAAGGUCUCAACUAAACCAUAGCAGAGUGUAACUAAUCAUUUGUUCUACAUUUGCCACCAGAGAGAAAGGACGGUUGAAUAACAUUCUGUUAGUUUGAUCUUAACUUCUUAUGCUUUAUCCUUGAAAAUGAAGAACAACAACCUGCAGAUAUAAUGGGCUAAAUUACUCAAAGUCAUGCAAGUCUAUACGCUGUUAGAUUUAAAGGGAAGUAGGAGUGGUGCUUCAAAAUACACAUACAAAGCACCUGCACCAUAAAUCACCAGCCUGGUAUAGUACCACCCAGAUGUACAUAUGUUCAGGAAAGUGUUGGGGCAAAAGAAAAAAAAAGUGCAGAACAAUGUUUUUUUUUUAAUGCCAACAAAUUUAAAAGAAAGUCAAAUAUAAUGAAAUUGCAUGGUAAAUGAUAGAGUGCUCAGACAGUUUUUCCUAUGAGUGCUGAAUAAUCAAAUACCCAGAAAAAAAAAAAGAACUUACAGUUUGUAGUGAACAUUAGUAAACAUUCUGAAGUGCCUUCCCUUGGUGUGUGUCCUGGUUUAGGCCCAGCUGGCAGCUAAGCACUAUGCAGCCACUCGCUCACUCCUACUCUGCCCGCUGGGAAAGGGAGAAAAAUUGAAAAUAAAAAAAAAGAAAAAUUUAAAACUUGAGGUUUGAGAUAAGUACAGUUUCAUAACUGAAAUAUAAUAAUAAUAAAAUAAUAAUUGUAAUGAAAAUGGGUAUAACAAAUAGAGAUAAAUAAAACUGAAAGGGAAAAAACACAAAAAACGAACAAGUGAUGCACAAUGGCAUUGCUCACCACCUGCUGAUAGAUAGCCAGAUGCUUCCCGAGCAGUGAUCUCCCCUCCCGGGCAGCUCCCCCCCGUUUAUAUACUGAGCACACCAUUCUAUGGUACGGAAUAGCCCUUUGGCUAGUCCGGGUGAGCUGUCCUUGCCAUGCUCCCUCCCAGCUGCCUUUGCAUGCACCUGCUCACUGGCAGAGCAUGGGAAACUGAAAAAUACUUAACUUAUGAUAAGCACUCCUUGGCAAUGACGGAAACAUCAGUGUAUUAUUCCCAUGCUAAAUCAAAAACUGCUGUACCAGCUACUAAGAGAAAAUUAACUCUAUCCCAGCCAAAACCAGGACCAUGUAGAGUAGGAUAAAAACAAGUGUUAAUGAUAUGAUCACAAACACUUUAAUUUUCUACUCUUUUAUUAAUAGCUUGCAGACUUUUUCUCUAAUGCAUUAUAAAAAAAUUAACAGGAUUUUUUGUCAGUUAAUUGUCAUAUUGCUAUUUAAAUGAUAUUUAAAUUAUUUUUUUUUUAACAUUUCCUUGAUAUCUUCCACUUGGGGAAGAUGGACUUUAAUUAUCUGUUGGCUUUUUUGUCUUCAUUUUUUUUUUUCUCAAGUUAAUUUCUAAACUUUUGUUCAGUUAAUUUCUAGCUGAGUCACAGGUACUUUUUUAGGUCAGGUACACCCUUAUGUAGUUUGGUCAUAUAGUAAUGUCAGGGCUGUGACUAUAUUUAAUGGCAUUUCCCUAGUGGCUCUUACAUAGUUAAAAGCUGUAUUUGUAAGACUAGCUUAUUUGGCCAUCUUGAUACACAUUUUUUGCCAGUAUGUUCUUAUACUGAACUGUUCAUUCUAGUUCUCCAGCACUGGGUGCCCCAGAAAAUGUUUUCCAAGGCAAACUUCAUCUAAUCAGAGAAACUACUCCAGAGUUUGAUAUAUCAACAGAGAUAUUCCUUAACAGUUUCUGUAAUUUGAAAAGUACCACUAAAAUACAUGAUUAAAAAAAAAAAAAAGCUGAUUCUCUGGCAGAUAGGUCCAGCACUGAUUUAUUGAAACAAUUUUAUGCAGUUAUAUUACCUUGACUGCGUAGUAAAGCCACUUGCUAUGUAAAUGAAAUAGACCAUAUAGGUCAUCCAAUCAAUGAGCAAAAUGAAUCCCCCUGUCCCUUAAAACAGCUGGGAACAGACCAUCAGAGUGGAAAUAUGUGUAAAUUGUGUUUUCAUGCUAUUUCUUUCAGAGAGAAUGUGAAAUGCUGGCUAGCUGUCUUGUGGACUCUUUGGUUAGAGAAGUUGCAUUCUCUUCUUGUUUUUGUUUGUAAGCAUUUCCUAAAUUUAAACUUCCUUUAUUCUAAGAAUGAGUUUUCAUGUGGCUUUCUGAAAAAGUUUUGCAAUGCAAGAUUUUGUCCUUUUAUUUGAGAGCGAUGCCUCAGUAUACUUCAUGGCCUAAAGAACGUGUAUUUCUUUCUCUUUGAUUAUUAGCUAUGCUUCAAGAAGCCUGUAUCCCAUCACUUAAUUGAAUACAAUUGUUUCUGCUUUGUAAUUCAGAAAACGUUAGAGCAGCUGUGGUUGUUACAUGUCAGGAUCAAAAAUUUAGCACUGAAACAGCAGCUGAGGUCCUUGAGAUAUCAAGAGCAUUUUCACACUGGGACUGUAAUCAAUCAGGAGUACAGCUGAAACCAGAUUAGCCAUUACAGGACUGCAGUUUCUACAGGGUAGUAUCAGAAUGAUUUAUUUUUCUUUGUUGCUCAAACUUCAGUGGCUGGACCAACAUCUUAUCAGGGUAUUUUACUAGCAAAGUACCUUCUGAAGAACUGCCAGGUGGUUUCUCUGUAAAACAGAGACUUCAAAUAGAAAAACCUUAAUGAAUUGAAGACAGUUGAGCAAUGGAAAAGAACUCCUGUCAAUCUUACAAGCUUCUCUUCAAGAAGUGAUGAUGAGACAGAAUACUUCAUCUAAGUGUCCUACCACGUAUCUGGAAAUCUUCCAUGCUGAAAUAUGGACAGGUCACUUGUUUUUAAAAUCUGCUCUUAACUUUUCAAAGUGAAGAUAAUUGUCUCUUUAAUUGCAGCAUAGCAAUUCUGGACUGUUUGUAAUUUUUUGAUAUUGCAAAGUCUGAAUGCUUGAAUAAGCAGGUAAUUCGGGGUAGUGCUUUUAUUGUUCAGUAUGCAUUCUUGUAAAACACCUGGAGAAGAAGGAAGGGAAGAGAAAGGUGGAACAUUUACUUGUGGAUCCUUUUGGUGUUUUAAUCUGUGCUGUGUGUUUAUUGUAUAGCAUGUCUAUUUGAAUAAAAAUUCCAUCUUUUUAUAGGGUUAUCACUGAACAGUUCAUAACACUGCCCUGACACCAGUAGCAAAUCAGCAGUUUACUAUCUACUUAAGAUGCAACUUUCUUCUCAGACUGAACUGACCUGGAUUCACAACAUGCACAGCAGCACUGCCGAAACUCCACAUACAGAUGGAACGUGUAAUGAGACUUUGUCCACGCAGUCACCGAGCUCUGAGUUUUCACUGGGUGUGUUGGUGCUGCUGGCUUUCCUCAUGGUGUUGCUAGCUCUGGUGACCAUCCUUGGAAACGUCCUGGUGAUCCUUGCUUUCAUCAUGGACAGAAACCUCCGGCAUCGGAGUAACUAUUUCUUUCUCAAUCUUGCUAUUUCUGACUUUGCAGUGGGUGCGUUCUGUAUGCCUUUGUACAUCCCUUAUGCCCUGACAGGAACGUGGCACUUGGGAAGAAGCCUGUGCAAGAUCUGGCUAAUUAUGGACUAUCUCCUGUGCACAGCUUCAGUGUUUAGCAUCGUCCUUAUCAGCUACGACCGUUUCCUGUCAGUUACAAAAGCUGUAUCUUACAGAGCCCAGCAGGGAAUAGCAUCCAACCCAGUGGUCAAGAUGGUGGCCAUCUGGUUCUUUGCCUUCCUCCUCUACUGCCCGGCAAUUCUCUUUUGGGAGCACGUGGCUGGACGUAGCAUGGUAGCAGCGGAUCAGUGCUACGCUGAGUUCUUCAACAACUGGUACUUCCUCCUGUGUGCAUCCACCCUGGAGUUCUUUGUGCCGCUGCUCUCAGUGACCUACUUCAACGUGCACAUCUUCCACAACAUCCAGAGGCGCCAGCGGCGUGGCAGCACGCAGGACUGUGAGCCUCCAAGGAGCAGCAGCCUGUCCUGGAGAUUUUGUCUCUUGCCAAGGCCAGGAGCAUCUCCUCCUCCAUCAGAAGCAGAGGACAGUGUUUCAUCAUUAACGAGGUCAUAUAGACCAGCAGUGAUAGCUAACUGUCCAUCUCCAACACAAACCAGUUCCACAGCUCUCAAAAGGGACUUUUCUGUUUCUUUCCAUUCAAGGACUGGGUCAAAACUGCAGCAGGACAAGAAAAUAGCAAAGUCGCUUGCCAUAAUUGUGUGUGUCUUUGCCAUCUGCUGGGCGCCAUACACUUUACUAAUGAUUAUUCGUGGGGCCUGCCAAGGAAAGUGCAUCCAUAACUCCUUGUAUGAAAUAACAUUUUGGCUUUUGUGGAUCAAUUCCUCUUUGAACCCAUUUCUUUACCCUCUCUGCCAUAUGAGGUUUCGAAUGGCUUUCAUGAAAAUACUAUGCCCCAAAAAGCUUGCAACAUUGAGAUCACGUAACACACCUUCUAUUUAGACAGUUAAAAUAAAUGACUUACAGAUAAGGCUCCUCUCUUAUUUAGUGCUAUCUUUUCAUAUGUGUCUCCAACAGAAAUAGAGAAAAAACUUUUGUUUGCCAAUGGCCUUGGUUAAGAGUGCAGCAGAGGUAUGUAUUUGCCCUGAUAUUGGUAGCUUUCAGGAUCUUGUUUUUGUUUUUGCUGAUAUGAUGCCAGGUUAAACACCAUCUAGUGCAUUAAAAAGAAUAACAAGUUUUGUUGGAUGUCCUUGGUUUGUGGGUUU